Molecule: messenger RNA, 1092 nt
Organism: Encephalitozoon intestinalis ATCC 50506
Lineage: Eukaryota; Fungi; Microsporidia; Unikaryonidae
Product: putative methyltransferase
Exons: 1
Coding region: 1-1092 (363 amino acids)
Biological process (GO): tRNA N1-guanine methylation
Cellular component (GO): cytoplasm
Source: RefSeq, a predicted model, not a curated record
AUGGAUUUUAGGAAUGAAGUGAGAUCAGUACUUUGUCUGAAGGCACUGGGAACAAGUGAAGAAGAAGUUCCGAAUUGCAUCCAAAAAAUCAAGGAAUCCAUCAGAAAAAUUCCUCGCAUUCCAUCGGUAAUCCGAACUAGAAAGAAGUAUGACACGUUCAAGAUUCUAACUGAAACCGACCACGACCUCCUAGUCCUAAUCAACGAAGACUUUUUGAGCCAGGAAGAUGUCCUAAUCCAUAUAGAACUGGAGUUGUGCUAUGAAUAUUUUACUUACAGCGAGGCUCUUCAAAGAAUAUUGCCGAAAGAAGUUCAAACACCUUCAUCCUUUGAAAUUGUCGGAUCCAUAAUUCACUUGAAUCUAGAUGAGGAGCAGAUGAAAUAUAAGAAUGUAAUUGGACAAGUUGUUCACGAUAAAACAGGUAGAACAGUGAUAACAAAGAUUGGUCAAAUAUCGAAUGAGUAUCGAUCCUUUGAUCUGGAGGUUAUAGGAGGAGAUCCUGUGCUGGAGACUAUUCACAGGGAAGGAGACAUUCUCUUUUGCAUAGACUAUAGAAAUGUCUAUUGGUGUUCCAAGCUCCAAAGCGAAAGAAUGAUUCUUGUGAAGAAGUUCCAGGUUGGGGAUGUGGUGUGCGAUCCCUUCUGUGGAGUGGGGCCUGUUUCGUUGGCAGCACUUAAGAAGGGCUGCAGAGUAUACUCAAACGACUUGAACUCUCACGCCAUUGAAUGCUUAAGGAAAUCCAUUAAGAUCAAUAAGCUCGAUCCAAAAAAGAUUGAAAUCUUCAAUCUCCCUGCAGCCGAAUUCCUCGAGAAAAUGGCAGGAAGAGAAGUAGACCAUUUCUUCUUGAAUCUACCCGAGUAUAGCUUGGACUAUCUUCAAAAAAUUAGUGCCUGGGGGAAUAAGUCGUUGGUUCACUGCUAUUUCUUCUGCAAAAGCAAUGAAGACGUCAUUCAAUACAUCUUCUCAAGAGUGGGUCUUCGGGCAGAUCCAGCCAUGAUAAAGAUAGUGAGGAAGGUAUCCCCAUCCAAGUACAUGUACAAGCUCGAGGCACGGUGUCUCUCUCUUCAAAGAGGAUUUGAGCAAUCCCACUAG